This is a messenger RNA of Spodoptera exigua (beet armyworm), 2087 nucleotides long. Lineage: Eukaryota; Metazoa; Arthropoda; Insecta; Lepidoptera; Noctuidae. The record is from the annotation of a GenBank genome assembly.
UCUAUAGUCUGUAAACAAUACUGAAUGAUAGGAGCCAUUCGUAUCUCAAGUCACACGUAUCUGAAGGAUAAUUAACAUAAUGUAUCUCAAGCAAUUGUAAGCCCAAUGGCGUAGUAGUAUUUAAUUAAUUAGCGUGAAGUGUUCACUGUUAUUUUGACGAUAAUUUUUGACAAUAAAAGCGAUCAAUAGUUGAUGAUUGCGUUAAUCUACAUGGGCGAUAACAGCAGCUUAGAUGACGCAGUCUUGAUUACUCCUGGUGUCUUCGGGCCUGGCAGCAGCCCAGCACUGGCAGUAGCGAGGCGGUGGUGCACGGUGGCGCUGGCUCGCGGACCGCUGACUAGCAACCUCCGAACACCCGCGAGUCAAACCCAGGCACAAUGUCGAACGAAGAAAAAGGCGAGAGCCACACGCACAAGCCGGUGGACUUGGACAACAUCCUGGUAGAGGAGGUGGGCCAGUUCGGGAAGUACCAGAUCGUGACGCUGCUGCUCGCUGCCUUCCCUGUCAUAUUCUCCGCGUUCGCCUCCGGAGAAUAUAUCUUCACGACCGCCAGGAUACCCACCAGAUGUUUGAUCCCGGAAUGUGACGGCGAGAACCCUGAAUUCUCCCCGGAAUGGCUGUCCAAUGCCAUCCCCGCGAGUGGCAGCGGCUUCAGCUGGUGCACUGAAUUCGAGCGCAGUAACGUCACGGUGGAUGUGGUGGAGGGCACCUGUCCUGCGGCACUGUUCAAUCCUCCGCGGGAAAUGGAAUGCCAGAAGCAUAUUUACCAGAACCAGCUCAGUGUUGUUUAUGAUUUCGGCAUGGCGUGCGACGAGUGGAAGCGCUCCCAGAUCGGGUCCAUCCGUACUAUAGGCACGUUGUUGGUGCUGCCCAUCACCGGGUACAUCUCGGACCGCUGGGGGCGGCGCGUGGCGCUUACCAUCAACGCCUUCAACACCGGCUGGAUCGGUCUCGUGCGCUCCUUCGUCAACUCCUACGAAUGGUUCCUUGCGUUGGAAGUACUAGAGUCCUCAGUGGGCGCUGGCGCGUACUCUUCUUGUUAUAUUCUAGUGACGGAACUGGUGGGUCCUAAGUACCGUGUGAUAGCUGGUGCCACGAUCUCCACGCUGUUCGCUCUCGGGCAAGUGAUCCUCGGGUUUAUCGCGUGGGGAGUGCCCGCGUGGCGGCCGCUCACACAGGUCCUGUACGCGCCACGCCGCGUUGGUCGUCAGCUACUUCUGGAUCCUCUCGGAGUCCGUCAGGUGGCUGAUGAGUAAGGGUCGCUAUGAAGAGUCGGAACAGAUCUUGAAGAAAGUGGCUAAAACCAAUAACAAAGAACUGUCUGACAAGAGUUUGGAAGCAUUACGAGCUACCGCCGAGGCCGAAAAGAACACCGUGAAGCCGAAGGAGCCGUGGCUGGUGGUGCUGGUGUUCAGGUCGCGUGUGAUUCUGUCUCGGUGCCUGGUGUCACCGAUCUGGUGGAUCACGAACACGCUGGUGUAUUACGGAAUGAACAUCAACUCGGUGAACAUGUCGGGCAAUGGCUACCUCAACUACGUGGCGGUGGCGGCCAUCGAGAUCCCGGGCUACUGGACUGCCAUCCUACUGCUGGACCGCAUCGGCCGUAAGCCGGUGCUCAUUUGCGCGUACUGGCUGUGCGCAGCGUGCCAGUUCUCAUUCGCUUUCAUGCCUGAAGGUAACGAGGGUAUCCAGUUGGCGCUGUACCUGUUCGGCAAGUACUGUAUCGCUAUCGUGAUGACCUCUGUGUACGUGUACACCGCGGAGCUGUACCCUACCAAGUACCGACACAACCUGUUCGCGUUCUCCUCCAUGGUGGGCCGACUGGGAUCCAUCACAGCGCCGCUAACGCCAUCUCUUGCUACAGAAGUUUGGGGGCCGUUCCCUUCGGUCCUAUUCGGCAGCUUCGCUCUACUGUCCGGACUGCUGAUCUUCACGACGCCGGAGACGCUGGGCACCAAGCUACCAGACACCAUUGAGGAUGCGGAACAGCUCGGCAAGAAAACAACCACGUGAUCUCAUUUCUUAUGUACUCAUUAUUAGAUAAGUAAUACAUAUUGUUAAUCUACGUAAUAAAUAUAUUUUGUUAA